Hemibagrus wyckioides is the source of this 4526-nucleotide messenger RNA. RefSeq lists its product as uncharacterized. NCBI's taxonomy places the organism in Eukaryota, Metazoa, Chordata, Actinopteri, Siluriformes, Bagridae. The transcript is spliced from 7 exons. The coding region runs from base 231 to 1472 and encodes 413 amino acids. The record is from RefSeq and is a predicted model, not a curated record.
UUAAGUGAUCAACUGAUAGAUGACGAUGUUUCAACAUUAUCAGUAGGAGGACUGUGAAGUUGUGCAACACAGACACAUGCUACAGAAAGAGGAAAGGACCAAACCAGAGAGAAGUGGAGGCAGAGACAUGUAGAAAUGAUGAUAUGCAGUUUUCAUAUUUUCAUUUCAUUUCUCCUUAGUGGAUUAGAGUGGAUUUUGUGAACAUCAGUGAAGCUUUAAUUCAGUUCAGAAUGAAGAAGCUCUUCCUCAUCAUCACCUUCUACCUGAUCUCAGGUUCAGUGAACUGCAUUGAUGUGAUCAGUUACCCUGGAGGUCGUGUUGUAAUUGAAAUCAAAAACCCAAUUAGUAUCAGGUCAUCUGUGUAUUUUUGCAAAAUAAAAACACAAACAGAGUGUGAAAAUUUAAUAACAGCUCAGGUCUCAGAUUUACAGACAGUGGUUCAUAAGGACAGAUUUUCUCUGUUUUACUCUUUUACUGAAGGAAUCAUUUCACUGAUAUUCAGAAACCUGAGUUUACAGGAUACUGGAAUGUAUCAGAUUGGAGAGAUCAGAGGGUGGAAUCACAACAUCAACCUGAGAGUGAAAAGUGAUCCAUGUUGUGGGACAAAAACAGUAAAAGGUUAUUUGGGACAGACUCUGAUGAUCAGCUGCUCCUAUCCAGUAGAGUUUAAAACAAACACCAAGUCCUUCUACAGACUGGACACUAUCGCUGGUACUGAACUGAUCCGGACCAGCGGAACACAACCGCACCAGGACAGAUUCUCCAUUUCUGAUGACAGGAGGAAUAAAGUUUUCAGUGUGAACAUCACUGAUGUGAGAGAAGAUGAUGUUGGAGUUUAUUCCUGUGUAGUUAUUAAUGAAGAGACUGCAGUCAGUUAUCAUUCGCUCUUCACAGUAAUUCAGCUCCGAGAAGUAACAGACGACACACCAGAGAGUCCAGACGGCACAUUAACCAAAUCUGAGUCUGGAUCUACAAUCAUCAUCAACAACAUCAUCAUCAUCAUCAUCACCACCACUGUGUGUGUCUUUUUGUUUCUGCUGCUAUUGGGAGGAUUUGUACUCAUCUACAAGUUGAGACACAACAAGACACAAGAUUCUGCUUCUAUAAGCCAGAGAACAGAAACAAAUAACACGACUGCUGAUUAUAAAAAUGAUUUUGCUCAGAAUCAGAACAUCGUACUGUGUCCAGUCUACCAAAACCCAAAUCCCAACACCAACCAAUCAGAUUCAGUCUACCAGAGUCUACAGGCCAAUACCAACCAAUCAGAUUCAGUCUACCAGAGUCUACAGGCCAACACCAACCAAUCAGAUUCAGUCUACCAGAGUCUACAGGCCAACACCAAACAAUCAGAUUCAGUCUACCAGAGUCUACAGGCCAAUACCAACCAAUCAGAUUCAGUCUACCAGAGUCUACAGGCCAAUACCAACCAAUCAGAUUCAGUCUACCAGAGUCUACAGGCCAACUCCAAAUAAAACCAGCCAAUCAGAUUUGGUCUAGAGUCUAGACGUCGACAACAACCAAUUAGAUUCUUUCUUCUGGAGCCUAAAUCCUAUAACCAUCCAAUCAGAUUAAGUUCAGCAGAGCCUAGACAACACUCCAUUUCCAGUUCUUUAGAUUCAGUCCACUGUAAGUCUAGCCGUGUUUCACCAUAGUUUCAUAUUUUGUUAAUAAUCUGAAUGAGAGCUCAGAGUGAAUCACUUACAAAUUCCAUUUUAUUUGUGGCCCAAAAUGCAGUUGAAUUUUUUUGAACUCCCCACUAGCUAGCUCUUCCCACCACAAACACUGCCAUGUGUUUCCUCCAAGACACAUGAAGCCUCUGCAUUUGUUCCAGCUGCUGUUGAUGUUACCUCACAGGGAAACCGAACAUCUCUUACACAUGUCAGGGUAGGAAGUAACACCAUCCCUCACACUCAGACAGAUAUACGGAUUUUACAGAUAAAAUCUACUGAGCAAUGAAGCAUAUUAAAUAAAUAAACAUUUUUGUAUAUAAAACCUACUAGAUUAGAUGCAUUAGAUGCAUUACUGUUAAAAUAUUAUUUAACCCCAAUCAUUCCACAAAUUAAUUUAAAAUAUCCUUUAAACUUUAAGAGAGAUGUUAACCACCCCAUAUUUAAGACAUAUAUUUACACACUGCUACCCCUUUGCUGUUUUAAUUGAUUUUUUUCUAAAGUACUCCAUGCCGAAGUGUCCAUAAUUGUUAAGAAGUUAAAAACUGUACUGCAGUCAGCCACUAGAGGGCCUCAGAGACAGUCUUUACUUUUUACUACAUUUUAAGACAUCCACUCUCAUGAACCAUAUUUAUUAUGCACUAUAUUAUAUACCAGUUGCUAGAUAGAUAAUAACUUUGAAUCCGCGUAUUUAUUUAUUCUAUAAGCCAGAAAACAGAAACAAAUAACACGGUGAGUGAAAAUGACUGUAUUAAUAAGGAAAAAAUUCAAUUACUCAUUCAAACUCUAAAUUCUUCUGCAAAUGUGUGGCUCUUCCUUACUUUUACUGCUAGUAGUGACUGCCAUAAACAUACUGAGAAAUUUGUUAUUUUUGUUGAUUCACGAUCACAAUGUGUGUCAUUUAUCCCUUAUUAGACGUAUCUAAUGGUUUUAUUUUAAAAUGCCAGUGUCUGAUUUAAAUUUGAUGGUUGGAUGAUAUUUUUUCUAUUAUCUGUUCAUCUCUGUUUAUUUCAGACUGCUGAUUAUGAAAAUGAUUUUCCUCAGAAUCAGAACAUUGUACUGUGUCCAGUCUACCAAAACCCAAAUCCCAAUACAAACCAAUCAGAUUCAGUCUACCAGAGUCUAAUUCUGAACAGCAACCAAUCAGAUUCAGUCUACCAGAGUCUAUAGGCCAACACCAACCAAUCAGAUUCAGUCUACCAGAGUCUAAUUCUGAACAGCAACCAAUCAGAUUCAGUCUACCAGAGUCUAUAGGCCAACACCAACCAAUCAGAUUCAGUCUACCAGGGUCUAAUUCUGAACAGCAACCAAUCAGAUUCAGUCUACCAGAGUCUAAUUCUGAACACCAACCAAUCAGAUUCAGUCUACCAGAGUCUAAUUCUGAACACCAACCAAUCAGAUUCAGUCUACCAGAGUCUAAUUCUGAACACCAACCAAUCAGAUUCAGUCUACCAGAGUCUAUAGGCCAACACCAACCAAUCAGAUUCAGUUUACCAGGGUCUAAUUCUGAACAGCAACCAAUCAGAUUCAGUCUACCAGAGCCUACAGGCCAACACCAACCAAUCAGAUUCAGUCUACCAGAGUCUACAGGCCAACAGCAACCAAUCAGAUUCAGUCUACCAGAGUCUACAGGCCAACAGCAACCAAUCAGAUUCAGUCUACCAGAGUCUACAGGCCAACAGCAACCAAUCAGAUUCAGUCUACCAGAGUCUACAGGCCAAUACCAACUAAAACCAGCCCAUCAGAUUUGGUCUAGAGUCUAGAUGUCAACAACAAACAAUUAUAUUCUUUCUUCUGGAGCCUAAAUCCUAAAACCAUCCAAUCAGGUUAAGUUCAGCAGAGCCUAGACAACACUCUAUUUCCAGUUCAUUAGAUUCAGUCCACUGUAAGUCUAGCCGUGUUUCACCAUAGUUUCAAAUUCUGUUAAUAAUCUGAAUGAGAGCUCAGAGUGAAUCACUUACAAAUUCCAUUUUAUUCCAGCAAUAUAAGGUGAUUAAUCAUAUAGGUAAUUAAGAAGGUAAAUGAAAGCAAUAUAAAACUGUUUCCUGUUAUCAUCUAAAUCUGUGCAUGCAUUCUCCACAUGUCCAGCUUCAGGGAUGUGAAUUCAAAUCAGGUGGUUCAGAAUUUGUUUUUUUAUAAGACAUUCAGCCCAAAUAUCAUCAAAAGUAUUUGAUAAUGUUGUGUAUUUAUUUACAAUGAAAUAUUUUCUAAUUCUAAACUCAUUAUAUACAUGUUCUGCAUUUAUACAAGAAGACAGAAGAGGAGUAAAGGACUUAUAUCUGCUUUAUUAGUCAGCAAUGUAGUUUAUGGGAAAUUCCUGAAAUGUUAUACAGUGGUGUAAACGCUUCAGGUGUGAGAAAGGUGACACUUGGUUAUCUAUCCUAGGAUAUGUGAGACACGUUAAAGUCAGAAAGCACAUUUUGUAACUGGUGCACUGUCACAUAACUCAGUGAUAACAUUAUGAUCUUCACUGCCAUAAGCAGCAGCUUUAAACACACGAAUAUCACCAUUUAAACUGAAAUACGUCAUUUACAGCAGAUAUGAACGCGUUUGGUCCGGCUCUACAGUAAACUUUAAUUAGCUAUAAAAAAAAAAGAAAAAGAAAAAAAAAUUAAUUUUGCCAAAAGAUAAAAUAUUUGACUAUUUGUCACUUUUUCCAUCUGAUGUUCACGCUACAUCACAGAGCAACUGAACAUCUCUUACACAUACAUGAGCCAAAGAUACACAUGAUUGGUUAAUGCCACUCUGAAUGUCACGGGAGGAAGUAACACCAUCCCUCCCACUGACACAGCACUGUCACUUCUGUUCUCUCGAAUUUCCCACCACUGAUGGCUGUGACAUCAUCAAGAUUUCAACUUC